Prunus armeniaca (apricot) is the source of this 507-nucleotide messenger RNA. The record is from the annotation of a GenBank genome assembly. NCBI's taxonomy places the organism in Eukaryota, Viridiplantae, Streptophyta, Magnoliopsida, Rosales, Rosaceae.
AUGUACUUCGACAACUCAAGCACCGAGGCCGUGUCUGGAGCAGGGGUCGUGGUCAAAUCUCCUCAGGGUCAAAGAUGGACCAACAAACAAGCCGAGUAUGAAGCGCUCAUUAUCGGCCUUGGGAUCUUGAAGGAAAUGAAAGCCACCCAGCAAGACGAGCUUUACCGAAAGGAGUUUGACGGCCUACUUCUACUGUGUCUCAAUGCCAAGGAUGCUCUUACAAUAAUGGGCAAGUCUCAAGAAGAAAUUUGUGGGGCUCAUCCGUCUAGCAUCAAAAUGAGAUGGUUGAUUAGAAGACACGACUACUAUUGGCUGACCAUUCUGAAAGAUUGCAUUGAGUAUGCAAGGGGAUGCAUUAAGUGUCAAAUCUACGACCCUAUACAGAGAGUACUAGCUGAGGCUUUGCAUCCAAUCACCAAGCCAUGGCCAUUCAAAGGAUGGGCCGUGGAUAUCAUUGGCAAAAUUAGCCCACCUGCAUCUAACCAACAUGCAUGGAUCCCUGUAUAG